GUUUAUGGUGAUGACGUUUCAUGAAUCGGAGACAAAAGUGAUGAUGUUAAUAGAACUAAAACUGAAGGUGGUGAUAGAGUUGAAGUAGAUGCGUGGAUGAAGCCCGACGGUGGUGGUCGGCAAAUAAUUGUGGUCCGGCAACAAGCAAAAACGAAAUGGAAGACAAAGGUUGAAGACAAGGACAAAAACGUAAUUGCAUUAGGCCUAAAAUGGCAAAUCCAAAAGCCCAUAUCAAAAAUGGCAUAAACAAAAGAUUUG
This is a messenger RNA of Arabidopsis thaliana (thale cress), 258 nucleotides long. RefSeq lists its product as uncharacterized. The record is from RefSeq and is marked reviewed. The coding region runs from base 97 to 246 and encodes 49 amino acids. NCBI's taxonomy places the organism in Eukaryota, Viridiplantae, Streptophyta, Magnoliopsida, Brassicales, Brassicaceae. The transcript has a single exon.